CCCGCCCCGCGCCGCGCGCCUCGCCCCGGGCGUGACGCAAACCGGCGAAUCUACGGCGCGCCACUUGUGACCAAGCUCAUCACAAGCGGAGGCGGACGGCUCCCCCCGCGCGGUACUAAGCCAAAUGAUAUACAACUUAUAAUAUCAAUGUUAAGAAUGGAUGGGGAGGAAAAUAAGAGAGAUGCUGUUGAUGAGAGUUUACAAACUCAGUUGACAGAAGAAUCCCAGAGAAAUACAUCAGGAGAAAAUGCUGGAUGUGACUCUUCGUCUCAGCAGAAAACAAAGCUUGUAUCAGAUGAAGUGUUCAGGGACCUUGACAAGAAAAGAAAAGAGAAUGGCACAAACAAAAGGGCACUGUCAGGAUCACCAAACCUGGAUGCUGUUGUAGCAGACAAACAUAAAGAUGUCUCCAGAAAGAGAAAGCAGAGUUCUUCAGAAGACAUGAAAGAUAGUGAAAGAAAAUUGCACAAAGUUGUAGCUGGAGAAGCGGGUAGUAUUGUAGCUGGAGCUGUAAAUAGGGAAGGAGUCACCAGUUGUCGUGGUGAUGAAAUACUUAAUUCAAGUUUCCUGUGCCUACACUGUGAUUUCAAAUGUGCUGAUGGUGCCAUAUUGAAAAUUCACAGGGAAAAUAAACAUUCACAAGAGGAGCCAGCUGCUGUUCAUGAUAAGUUGUGUUCUUCAGAAGAAGUCAGUAUUGGUUAUGCAGUUGGAAACAUAGACGGAGAUUUCAAAGGCAGAAUGAGUGAUCAGUGUUUACCUUCCUGCUCUGAUAAGGAAAACAAUAAACGAGAAAUUUCCUCUAAACUAUCCAAAGAGCAAGCAUACCCUCACUGUAGUUGCAAAGCUGAAUGUAGUUCAACAUUACAUAUGCAUGUCCAGCAAGAUCAUGAGAAAUCCAAGAUGUUUUGUUGUGAACUUUGUGGUUUUCAGAGUGCUGAGGAAAAUCUCCUAAAUUCUCAUUUCCUCGGCAAGACUCACCUUCGGCGCCAAAAUCUUGCUGCACGGGGAGGAUUUGUACAAAUGUUGACAAAAAAAUACUCCAAAAAACAGCGAUCUACUGCAACCAAAGAAAGGAAUGUCAGAGUAAAACCUGGGACCAGUAAAUUAAGGGCAAAGGCUGCUGAUGCAAAAGAAUUAAGUCUUUGCAGUGCACUGGAAGGCUCAAAAGUAAGCUUGUCUAAACAAAAUGAUGGCACUGAACUGAUUGAAAUGAUACCAUCUUCAGAUGUUCCCACUGAAAAAGCAGAUACUGUGACAGAAGAAACAUUUCUUUCUUCUGCUGUAGAAGGAAAUUAUGAAGUCUGUACUGAAAAAAUAGAAAUACCAGGACCCUCAGAAAGUAUCUUGCAGAAAACAGAAUUGCCUCCAACUACCAAAAAGCCAGUUAGCAGUUUAAACUUGACAAGGAGAUUUGAGAGACCAGAAUGCAGAAGAAACAUUGUCUUGUUAAGGUCUUCAUUUGGACAGAGUAGGUCUUUUAAAUUCAAGAGGCAGGUUAAAAGAAGGUACAGCUUGUUGGGAAAUUGUAAGAGAGGCAAGUCGGAAACUCGGAGACUACACAUGAAGCGUAUCUCCAGCACAUUUAAGUCUGGUGAUUCAAGCUGUAUGUCACAAACAGAAACAGAUGCCAGAGGUAAAGGUAAUAAUACUUCAGAAAUUCAAGAUCUUACUGAAGAUAAGCCAAAUACCCCUUCUUCCAGCACUACACAUGCUAAAGAUUGUGAUGUUAACCUUACUGCUGAUCAUAGUGUUCUUCAUACUUGCACUGAUUGUGGUCAUGUUUUUCAGAACAGGAAAAGUUUGGAAGUUCAUGUUGAAAAGCUUCAUAUGAAAAGGAUCCAGUUUCAUUGUCAGAUGUGUAGUUAUUCCUCUGGAGUCAGGGAAGACAUGAAACAACACUCUCAGGACAAUAAACACCAGAUAGGUGGUUGUAGCUUUAAUUGUCAACUCUGUUCAUUUACCAGCUUGAAUGUGGUCAGCCUUCAAAGCCACAUGAGUGAAACACAUAAUAUGUCCCAUAGUUGUCCAACUUGCAUUCUUUUUUUUCAAAUGGAAGAAGAGCUGAUAAAACAUCAAAAAAAUGAGAAACAUGAUGGUUCAGUCUUUCAGCAAGCCACUCCUCUGGGUAACAGUGAUCAGACCUUGCAAGUGCCAGCUUAUGCUGACUCGUUAUCAAACAAUAGCCAAAAUCUUGCAAAGGAAAUGGAAGUAUCAAUGAAAGCAAAACCUCCAAACCCUUCCUUCAUAAACCAUAAAAAUGAAGUAAAGCAUUCUGUUCUGAAUAAAACGCAAUUUCAAUGCAGAAAGUGUUUUUAUAAGACAAGAUCUUCCACAGUUCUUACAAGGCACAUAAAACUCCGACAUGCACAGGAGUAUCACUUCCUUUGCAAAGCAUGUAAUCUCUACUCACUGAGUAGGGAAGGAAUGGAGAAGCAUAUCAAAAGAAGCAAGCACCUUGAAAAUGCCAGAAAAAACAACAUUGGACUACGUUUUGAAGAAUGUAUUGAAAAGGUUUGUGUUGGCAUUGGUGGUAUUAAAACAGUAGUGGAUCCUUCCGUUUCUGGGAGUGGGAAUACAGAGUUAGAUAAAGAAAUUAUACAUGUUUCAUCCUCUUCUGUGGAAAACAUAUCAAGAAAUAAGGAAAUCAUUCCACUUGAUCAAAGGAUUGCUGAAAAUGAAUUGGUUUUAGCUAAUGCACCCAAAAGAGGGAAACCCAAAGGCACUGUUUCUAGGACAUGUAGCCAUUGUGGUCUUUUGGCCUCCAGUGUUACAAAUUUGACUGUUCACAUCAGACGUAAACAUAGUCAUCAGUACAGCUAUUUGUGUAAGGUUUGCAAUUAUUACACUGUAACCAAAGGAGACAUGGAACGCCAUUGUGCAACCAAAAAACACAAAAGUCGUGUUGAAAUAGAGGGACCUGGAAAACAGAACUCAGACAUAAUCGUUAGCCCUAAAGGAGGUAAUUUUGAAUCCAUGAGCAAGAAGGGUAACAGCCCGAUUACUGCCUUAUAUGAACAUGUUGAGGAUGGUAACCAGUCAUUAGAUUUGGAAAAUUCUGUCUUAGACAAUCAGGAAGUUGAGCAAGAAGAUGCUGAGCUGAAAGUUGUAAAUGCCAGCAGGCUGCCAGAUUUGGAGCAUACUAGCAAUCCAUUAAACAUAAACCAACACGUGUUUCUGGAACCAGCGAGGGGUACACAAGAUGGUGACCCAUGCCUCCAGAAAAGAGCAUUGGGUGCGGGUGACAAUAAGUGUGUCCACUGCAGCUUCAUUGCUCAUUCUUCUUCUUCUUUAGAGCUGCAUGUGAAGCGAAAACAUACGAAACAGUUUGAAUACUACUGCAUGGCUUGUGACUACUAUGCUGUUACUCGUAGAGAGAUGAUCAGGCAUGCAGCAACAGAGAAACAUAAAAUUAGAAGAGAAUCUUACGUUUAUUCUUCCGGAGAAGAAGCAAACACAGCAGAUGUCACUAAAGAAGGCACUGCUUUGUCUCAAGAGGAGCACCAUCACAGUGCAGGAGAAUCAAAAACUGGUUUAGGUGAAACAAAAUGUGCCAGUGAUGCAGCAGAAGGUGAUCAUAUGAGUAAAAGCUUAACUGAGUGUACCAUCUUAGAAGAACAUGAAUCUUCAGGAAUGCCUAAGGGAGGCGAUUCCAAAGAUACAGUAGAAGGUGAACUUGAAGAGAAGUCUAAAAAUGGAGGAGAAAAACAUUUUUGUGAAGGUUUCCAGCAAACUCCUCAGAAAGGUAAAGUUGUUAAACUUGACAAGGAAGUAUCAGUUAAAGAAACAGGUACUAGUGAGUUGCAUCAAAGUGGGCAUGGUCAGGAGCCCCUCAACUCGGAUGAUGAUUGCACUGCAGAAAAUCAAAAUAGAUCAAGCAGCACAAACUUGAAUUCAGGAAAAGGUGAGGAAAGCUUGGAAGCAUAUAAAGAAAAUCCUGAAGUAGAAUGUAGAAACACAGACAUUCUGAAAAACAUACCUCUGAAAAAAAAUAGCCCACUUAUGCUAACUCUUCCAGAAACAAGUAGUGCAGUAGAGCAAUCAAAUUUUGCUGGAAACGGUGGAGAAAUGGUACAAAAUAUACAUAGUUUAGAGGGUGACAGAAGUUUCAAAGAGGAUCCUACUGGGGAGGAGGAAGAAGCCCUUAUGGAAGCACAACAUGAGGCAGAAGUAACUAUAAAUAACAAUGCUUGGGAGGCAGAUGGCUCAACAGCUGAGGGCAUGCAAGAAAGUAAUAAUGAGGCUUUAGGAACGGUUAUCAGUGCUGAUGAUAAAGGAAAGGCAUUGCAAAAUUUUGGCAAGUUUGAUUCUUCUAUAGUGAGGUUAAAAAGCCAUCAAGAUGGGGAGGUCAGUGACCAUUCUGCUGAAGGACAGAUGUCAAGUGGAGUGAAGGCUAGAGAGCUCACAGUGAAAGCAGACCCUUCACCAAGUGGUGGGAAAAAGAAGUCAGAAGGAAUUUCCCUUGGGGAAUUGACACGUAUUCGCUGUGAUGACUGUGGUUUUCUAGCAGAUGGUUUGAGCGGACUAAAUGUUCACAUAGCCAUGAAACAUCCUUCAAAAGAGAAACAUUUUCAUUGUUUACUGUGUGGAAAAUCAUUUUACACAGAGAGCAACCUUCACCAGCACUUGACCAGUGCUGGGCACAUGCGGAAUGAGCAGGCAAGCGUGGAGGAGCUGCCUGAAGGAGGCGCUACCUUUAAGUGCGUGAAGUGCACGGAGCCCUUCGAUUCGGAGCAGAGCUUGUUUCUGCACAUCAAAGAGCAACAUGAAGAACUGUUGCGGGAAGUGAAUAAGUACAUUGUGGAAGACACUGAGCAAAUAAACAGGGAGAGGGAAGAGAACCAAGGCAAUAUCUGCAAGUAUUGUGGGAAGAUGUGUAGAAGUAGCAAUUCCAUGGCCUUCCUAGCUCACAUCCGUACCCAUACAGGAUCAAAGCCAUUCAAGUGCAAGAUAUGCCACUUUGCAACAGCUCAGCUCGGAGAUGCCAGAAACCAUGUCAAGAGGCACCUUGGGAUGAGGGAAUACAAGUGUCAUGUCUGUGGGGUGGCGUUUGUGAUGAAGAAGCAUUUGAACACUCAUUUACUGGGCAAGCAUGGAGUUGGCACACCCAAAGAAAGGAAAUUUACAUGUCAGCUGUGUGACAGGAGCUUCACAGAGAAGUGGGCACUGAAGAACCACAUGAAGCUGCACACGGGAGAGAAGCCGUUCAAGUGCACCUGGCCCACCUGCCAUUACUCUUUCCUCACAGCCUCCGCCAUGAAGGACCACUUUAGGACACAUACAGGCGAGAAGUCGUUCCUCUGUGACCUUUGUGGCUUUGCCGGCGGGACACGUCAUGCCCUCACCAAGCAUCGGCGGCAGCACACAGGAGAGAAACCAUUCAAAUGUGAUGAGUGUAACUUCGCUUCCACAACACAAUCGCAUCUGACACGACAUAAGCGUGUCCAUACUGGAGAAAAGCCUUACAGAUGUCCCUGGUGUGACUACAGGUCUAACUGUGCUGAAAAUAUACGUAAGCACAUUUUACAUACAGGAAAGCAUGAAGGAGUAAAAAUGUAUAACUGUCCUAAAUGUGACUAUGGAACCAAUAUCCCUGUGGAGUUUCGUAACCACUUGAAAGAACUACACCCAGACAUUGAAAAUCCUGAUCUGGCGUACUUGCAUGCUGGCAUUGUGUCCAAGUCCUAUGAGUGCCGACUGAAGGGACAAGGAGCAACCUUUGUGGAAACUACGAGUCCUUUUACUGCAGCAACACUGGGAGAGGUUUCUCCAGUUAAAGAGAAGGCCUUUCGAGGCAGUAGAAGACAGACACAGUCACCUGAAGAAGUUCAGCAAGUUAUUAUUAUUCAAGGAUAUGAUGGUGACUUUGCAAUUGAUGCCUCUAUGGAAGAAACAGCAGCGGCUACCCUUCAGACUCUAGCAAUGGCUGGUCAGAUGGCCAGGGUGGUCCAUAUUACAGAAGAUGGGCAAGUCAUAGCUACAGAUCAAAAUGGCUCACGCGUGAGUAGUAUGGUUCCAGGGCAGAUACUUACUGAGCAGUUAGCAGAUGGUGCAACACAGGUGGUAGUGGUUGAAGAAACAGGAACUGAUAUGGAGGCGGCUGUUCAAAUAGAUGCAGUUCCUGACUCCAGUAGUACUGUUCUGCAGCAGAUAAUGCGACAAGAAGUUUUGGAUGUUUCUGAAGCUACAGUGCAUCCUCCAGACUCCUCCUCGGCAUUAGAUGCCCUGCUGUGUGCUGUAACAGAGCUAGGUGAAGUGGAAAACAAAUCUGGACUCCUUGACAGAUGCAGAUCAAGUCAUAAAGAUUUCUUGCAAAUGCCAAAUCCAGAGAUGCCCAGCAUUCCCAGUGACACGGAGGGACAAGAAAUACAAAUGUUCCAUGAAGUUCAAGAGACUCAGGAAGAUACCGAACCUAUGGAAGUAGUGACGCGGGUCAUGCACCCAUCGGCUAUAAUUGCAUCUCAGGAGAGAGCUCAGGCUGCCUUGGAGAAAAUGGUCCAAGGAGUAUUACAGUUUGCUGUAUGUGAUACAGCUGCAGCCGACCAGCUGAUGAAAGAAGGUGUCACUCAGGUCAUUGUAAAUGAGGAAGGGACUGUGCAUAUGGUAGCUAGAGAAGGUUCUCAAAUAAUUAUGCAGGAAGCUGGUAGCCACGCACUCAGUGUCCAGAGUGAGCACGUGGAUUUAGUCCAGUCAGAUGGGGAAAUAUCACAGAUUAUUGUCACUGAAGAAAUAGCUCAAGCUAUGGUUCAGGGUUCUGAUGGCAACUUCUCUGAAGGUGCAACCCACUACAUUGUCACAGAAUUGCCACCAGACAUGCAGGAGGAGCCUGGUGUGUACUCACAUGCUGUGAUAGAGACAGCUGGGUCUCAAGAGAUUUUGCAGACUGGUACUGCUAUAAAAGCAGAAGCCAUAAACUGUGAUAGAGCAGAACAGUUAACAAGCAUGGUCAUUUAUACAGAGGGUGGCUCACAAGUAAUUCAGAGCCAGAGAGAUGAUAACAAAGUAGAAGAAGCAUGAAGACUUUCAUCUCCUAGUCCUGAUGCAGGGCAAAGCUGGAAAUUCAUGGAUCCAUGGAGGCACUGGAACAUUUACUGUAAAAGCUUCUCCACACAACAUCCUCCUAGUCAGGUAGCAAAUACCCACCCUGUGGGAGGUGAAGGCCAGCUACUGGGAGGAUUUCACUGAAAAGGGUAGUACAUUCUUGUUACAAUAGCUCUAAGAAUUAUUAUAUGGAUUAUUAUGAAACAAGCAUAUUAGAGUAAAAAAGAGAAUCAAAAGCUCUCCCCCC
Molecule: messenger RNA, 7285 nt
Organism: Pezoporus flaviventris
Lineage: Eukaryota; Metazoa; Chordata; Aves; Psittaciformes; Psittacidae
Gene: ZNF407
Product: zinc finger protein 407
Exons: 9
Coding region: 148-7014 (2288 amino acids)
Biological process (GO): regulation of gene expression
Cellular component (GO): nucleus
Molecular function (GO): zinc ion binding; nucleic acid binding
Source: RefSeq, a predicted model, not a curated record